Molecule: messenger RNA, 792 nt
Organism: Darwinula stevensoni
Lineage: Eukaryota; Metazoa; Arthropoda; Ostracoda; Podocopida; Darwinulidae
Source: the annotation of a GenBank genome assembly
AUGGCUGCGAAGUCCUUCCUCCCGCUGUCCGCUUGCCUCCUGGCGCUCCUGCUCUUCUCCGCCGCUUGGAAGACCGACCGCAAACCCAAGAUCUACGGGAAACGCCUCUCGUCCAAGCACCUGAACACCGACCUCCACCGGGUGAGGAAGAGAAUCCUGUCCUACCACAACUAUUACCGAAGUUCGGUGAAGCCCCAGGCCUCGAACAUGCUCCGGAUGACGUGGAUGGAUGAUGCAGCGAAGGCAGCACAGAAGUGGGCAGAAUCCUGCCAGCUUCUGACUCACGAUUCAAUUAAGGGGAGAUGGACGAGGCAGUUCGGCUCUUGCGGACAGAACAUCUUCAUCUCCACCCACAAGGUCCCAUGGGUGUUUGCCGUGAAGACGUGGUUUCUGGAGAAGCAGAACUUCACGUACGGAUCGCCGGACAACGAGCUCCCCCUGGUCGGCCAUUACACGCAGCUCGCGUGGGCCUCGUCACACAGACUGGGAUGCGGGGUGGCGAAAUGCAACCACGGGUCCAAGGGUUACUUCAACUACGUCUGCAACUACUGCCCGAUCGGGAACAUCCCGUCCAGGCUGGGUCGCCCGUACGAGGCGGGAGAGCCGUGCUCGGGGUGCAGGGACUCGUGCCAGGGGGACAUGCUCUGCGAUAACCACUGCCCCGUUGCGGAUUUCUGGGUCAACUGCCGGGAGCUGAAUGCCACUUGGCACGAUUGGCUCUGCGAGUCGGACAAGAAGAGGAAGCAGGCCUGCCGGGCCACGUGCUUCUGCGGGACCCACAGGAUACAUUGA